Protopterus annectens (West African lungfish) is the source of this 658-nucleotide messenger RNA. Its product is annotated as protein ZNF783-like. The coding region runs from base 203 to 658 and encodes 151 amino acids. Lineage: Eukaryota; Metazoa; Chordata; Ceratodontiformes; Protopteridae. The record is from RefSeq and is a predicted model, not a curated record. The transcript has 5 exons. Gene Ontology annotation, biological process: regulation of DNA-templated transcription.
UUUGCAUAAUGCCAGACUCAUUUUAGGGAAAGACCGGAAACAGCUGGAAACUCAUGUGGUGGUCAAGGGGUAUCGAGGAGCCAACCUAGUAUUUUAUACUGUGAAAUAAGUUCCAUUUUCUUUACACCGAGAUUUGAACAUGAUUCUUGUGCAGGAUGAAUAUAGCUUUGCUUUAUAAGAGUAUUUAAGUACGAGCAAGAAUAUGAAGGCGCCGGAAGCAUUUGAAGAUGUUGCUGUUACUUUCACAGAAGAAGAAUGGAGGAUGUUAAGUAUGCAGGAGAAGGAACUGCAUAGGACAGUGAUGGUGCAAAAUUAUGAAGUUAUGAUUUCCCUAGGGUACACAAUCCCAUUGGAAAACCUGUUGUCACUUUUAUGGAUGGAUGAGGCAUUUCCAUUUGGUGCUGUAAAGCAAGAAGGGCCUGACCUGGAGGAACAGUCAGAGAAUACACCCAAUGGCUCUGGGACCCCUUUAAAAAACUUGUUGACCAUUUUAAGAAUGGGUGGGAAGCUUUCUGUUGGUGCUGUAAAGGAAGAGGAGGCAAACUUUCAGAAGGAGCUGUCUGACAAUACCCUCUGUGUUGACAAUCACCAUUCUGAUCUGUGCACAUUUUUUUAUGCUAUUCAUGUAGAUCACAGUUAUGAUAGCCCUUACUACUAA